AUGGAUCCAUCGACUGAUCAUCUUUCCAAGCGCAAGCGCCUAUCUUUUGCUUGUAAUCAUUGUCGACAAAAGAAAACGCGUUGUGAUGAACAGCAGCCGUGUCGAACAUGUCGGUUAGCUGGGGUGGAGUGCGUAACGACCGACAAGCGACGCGAUGGUGCACCUGUUGCCCACCGGCGACGGACAGGCGCAACAGCAUCCUUAACACCCGUACAGGUGACGCCAAAUACACAAGACUCCCACUCAUCAUCUGUCGCCCCUGCUGCCCAGGAUCGCCCGCGACUAUGGUCGCAAUGCUGGGGUCGGGAGCGUUGGAGAACGGGCCGCUUGCCGAUGAUGCCCCGCCUCUCGGGAGCAAGUAUGCUCGAGUUGACGACUGAAUGGCUGGAUCUUGCAUUUUAUCGACUCAAAAUGCCCAGAGUUUCAUCUGUUUCUCCCAUGCUUAAUGCUCAAUUUGCAUCAUUCACCCCAGGCGCGCCUGCUCUUCCUUCGCCAGAGAAGACUCGUGGCCUCGUUGAUCUCUAUUUCCAGACCCUUCAUCAAUUGUUUCCAUUCUUGAGCCGCGAAGCUGUGGUAUCUAUUUAUGAUCGCAAUUUAUCACACUCGCGGGAUUAUUUUUCCAUGCAUCAGGCUUCCCUCCCACACCAAGCACUGAUCUAUUCAAUCAUUACGACUGGUCUCUUAGUUGAGCCUGUUUCCAAAGAGUGUCAGAGCAGUAUAUCAGCAUACGUCGGAUAUUGCAAUUCGCUACUUGGACAUCUCGUUGCAGCGCGCUGCUUGGAAUCCGUACAAGCAGUUCUACUAUUUUCCAUUAUCCUUCGCAGCUGCGAUAGACUUGCGUGGGCAUGGGAUAUUCUUGCAAUGGCUGGGUCGAUGGCUCAGUCCAUUGGACUCAACCAAACAACGAAGUCACACCUUCGUCCGAAUAAUGACGACGUGAUGAAAAGUGAAGAGCAGGGAUAUCACACGUGGUGGUGCCUGUACGCCUUUGAGAAGAUUCUUGCGUUUGAGAGCGGACGCCCGUCCACGAUCUGGGAUCGUGAGCUUUCAGGGGCAUUAGCCGAACUCAACCAAAGCGAUGCUUCAAAAGAUCCAGAGUACCAAUUCCGAAACAUUUCGUUAAGUUUAGCAAAUCUCCUCCACGAGAUGCAAGAGCGGUCAGCCAGAGCUUGGCGAAGAGAAGAAUGGUUACCCCAGUCGGCAGAGGAGGCAAUUGAAGAGAAAUUAAAAACUGGAGGAGAGCUAAUUGCGCUACUUGAUACUUGGCGAACAAGUCUCCCCGAGGAGUAUCGCUUCGAUACACCAUCAUCAAGCUAUCACAAUGCACCCAAAGUGGCAUUUCUUUCUUUUUAUUACAACACCGCAGUAAUUCUUUUACAUCGCAGUACUCUCAUAAUUUCUAAAGAAGAGAUGAAUGAAGUAGUGAAUAGAUAUUGCCCCAGCACCGCAUAUCAGCCGCAGCUUCUCAAAGGUCCAACGAUUGUUGUUGAAGCCGCUCGAGACAUGGUGAAGCUCUUGGUGACACUCGUUGACUCGGGUGUGCCAAGUUAUCUCCUUACAAUGACAUCGCCCCUCGCUGCGGUAUAUGCACUGGCUGUGCAUAUAUUUCGAGAAAGAAAGUCACUGUUGAUCCGGUCAGACUUUGAGCUGAUGAAAGUGGCUUCGCAGCUCACCAGGCAGUCCUAUCAAAAACAUGGAACUGUGUCGAACAUAGAUGAUAUUCUGAUGGGUCUGGAGCGAUAUGCCCUACAAUGUCUGGAAGAUCCUGGAGGUCAUCCUACUGAGCAAUUAUACGAUCCACCGAAUGAGUCUCUCCCAUCUGAGCAAACACCUACAAUGGUAUCGAUGGAACUGGGCUGGGGACCAUCAGCACUCGAUUGGGCUGGAUGGGACUGGAAUGAUUUAAGUCAUCUAUUUGAGCAUAGCUAA
Messenger RNA from Penicillium soppii, 1929 nucleotides. RefSeq lists its product as uncharacterized. Gene Ontology annotation, biological process: DNA-templated transcription; regulation of DNA-templated transcription. Gene Ontology annotation, molecular function: DNA-binding transcription factor activity, RNA polymerase II-specific; DNA binding; zinc ion binding. The transcript has 4 exons. Lineage: Eukaryota; Fungi; Ascomycota; Eurotiomycetes; Eurotiales; Aspergillaceae. The record is from RefSeq and is a predicted model, not a curated record. Bases 1 to 1929 code for a protein of 642 amino acids.